Vitis riparia (riverbank grape) is the source of this 2877-nucleotide messenger RNA. RefSeq names its product pentatricopeptide repeat-containing protein At2g31400, chloroplastic. The record is from RefSeq and is a predicted model, not a curated record. Gene Ontology annotation, cellular component: chloroplast. Gene Ontology annotation, molecular function: protein binding. NCBI's taxonomy places the organism in Eukaryota, Viridiplantae, Streptophyta, Magnoliopsida, Vitales, Vitaceae.
GAGAGAGGACGCCCAACUCAGCUGGGGAGUCACUCUCAGGCUCUUCCCUCUUAUCCCCUUUCCUUCUUUCAACUCUUCCACUUUCUCUCUCCGAAAUGGCGUCUCCGACUCCCCCUCACUGCUCAAUCACCGCCGCUAAACCCUACCAAAACCUCCACUACCCCCAAAACCCUACCAAAAACCACCACAACAAUCACCACUGGUCUUCCCACAAAGUUUCCCUCACCAACCCUCUCCCUUCACCUCGUAAUGCUGCCAAGCCCGGUGCUGCCUCCGCUACCGCCACCUCCACCAACCGCAACUCUAAUUUCCCUUCUCUCUCUCCUCUUCCUCCCUCCAAGUCCGAGCUCACCGCCGACUUCUCCGGUCGCCGAUCCACCCGCUUCGUCUCCAAAAUGCACUUCGGCCGCCCUAAGACCGCCGCCGCCGCCCGCCACACCUCCACCGCCGAGGAGGCCCUACGCCACGCCAUUCGCUUCGCCUCCGAUGAUAAGGGGAUUGAUUCAGUGCUUCUCAACUUCGAGUCUAGGUUGUGUGGAUCCGACGAUUACACCUUCUUGCUCCGAGAGCUUGGCAAUCGGGGGAGGGCGAAGGCCAUUCGAUGUUUUGAAUUUGCUGUGCGGCGGGAGCAGAGGCGCAACGAGCAAGGUAAAUUGGCUAGUGCUAUGAUUAGUAUUCUGGGUAGAUUAGGUCAAGUUGAACUAGCAAAAAAUGUGUUUGAAACUGCUUUAAAUGAGGGAUAUGGGAAUACAGUUUAUGCUUUUUCGGCUCUGAUUAGUGCGUAUGGGCGAAGUGGAUAUUGUGAUGAGGCGAUCAAGGUAUUUGAGACUAUGAAAAGUUCGGGGUUGAAGCCGAAUUUAGUCACUUAUAAUGCUGUAAUUGAUGCGUGUGGAAAAGGGGGUGUGGAUUUUAAUCGGGCAGCGGAAAUAUUUGAUGAAAUGUUGAGGAAUGGGGUGCAACCUGAUCGGAUUACAUUUAAUUCACUUCUUGCGGUUUGUGGUAGAGGAGGGUUGUGGGAGGCCGCGAGGAAUUUGUUUAGUGAGAUGUUGUAUAGAGGGAUUGAACAGGAUAUAUUUACGUAUAAUACUCUAUUAGAUGCUGUAUGCAAAGGUGGGCAAAUGGAUUUGGCUUUUCAGAUAAUGUCCGAGAUGCCCAGAAAGCAUAUAAUGCCUAAUGUGGUGACUUAUAGUACAGUGAUAGAUGGGUAUGCAAAGGCAGGUAGACUGGAUGAAGCCUUGAAUUUGUUUAAUGAGAUGAAGUUUGCCGGUAUCGGUUUGGAUAGGGUCUCGUAUAAUACUCUGCUUUCAAUAUAUGCUAAACUUGGGAGGUUUGAGGAGGCCUUGAAUGUUUGUAAAGAGAUGGAAAGUUCUGGGAUUAAGAAGGAUGCUGUCACUUACAAUGCCCUUCUAGGUGGGUAUGGAAAACAAGGGAAGUAUGAGGAAGUUAAGAGGGUGUUUGAAGAGAUGAAAGCAGAGCGGAUUUUCCCUAACUUAUUGACUUAUUCGACAUUGAUUGAUGUGUACUCAAAAGGAGGGUUGUAUCAAGAGGCAAUGGAAGUUUUUAGAGAGUUUAAGAAGGCAGGUUUGAAGGCUGAUGUUGUUCUUUAUAGUGCUCUUAUUGAUGCGUUGUGUAAAAAUGGGCUGGUGGAAUAUGCUGUAUCCUUCCUUGAUGAGAUGACAAAGGAAGGGAUUAGGCCUAAUGUUGUUACUUACAAUUCUAUAAUUGAUGCCUUUGGUCGAUCAGGAAGUGCUGAAUGUGUUAUCGAUCCUCCCUAUGAAACCAAUGUGUCAAAAAUGUCUUCUUCAUCUUUAAAAGUUGUUGAAGAUGCCACUGAAAGUGAAGUGGGAGACAAGGAGGACAAUCAAAUAAUAAAGAUUUUUGGACAGCUAGCUGCUGAAAAAACAUGUCAUGCAAAGAAAGAAAACAGGGGGAGACAGGAAAUCUUAUGCAUCUUGGCGGUCUUCCACAAGAUGCAUGAGCUGGACAUCAAACCAAAUGUUGUCACCUUCUCAGCAAUUCUAAAUGCUUGCAGCCGCUGUAAUUCAUUUGAAGAUGCCUCAAUGUUAUUGGAGGAACUGCGGUUAUUUGAUAAUCAGGUCUAUGGUGUGGCACAUGGGCUUCUUAUGGGCUAUGGGGACAACAUAUGGGUUCAAGCACAAUCCCUGUUUGAUGAGGUGAAGCAGAUGGAUUCUUCGACCGCAUCUGCCUUCUAUAAUGCUCUGACUGACAUGCUAUGGCACUUUGGUCAGAGACGAGGUGCCCAAUUGGUUGUGCUUGAAGGGAAACGACGGCAUGUAUGGGAGAAUAUGUGGUCAAACUCUUGCUUAGAUUUGCAUCUAAUGUCUUCUGGAGCUGCUCGAGCAAUGGUGCAUGCAUGGUUGCUCAAUAUUCGGUCUAUUGUUUUUGAGGGUCAUGAGCUGCCACAGCUCUUAAGUAUAUUGACUGGAUGGGGCAAACACAGCAAAGUGGUUGGGGAUGGUGCAUUAAGGCGAGCUAUUGAGGCACUACUGACUGGCAUGGGUGCACCCUUUCGGGUUGCCAAGUGCAAUCUGGGUAGGUUUAUAUCGACAGGAGCUGUGGUGGCUGCCUGGUUAAGAGAAUCAGGCACCCUGAAAGUCCUUGUUCUUCAUGAUGACAGAACAAAUCCUGAUCGUGCAAGAUGUAGUCAAAUUUCCAAUCUGCAAACACUUCCCUUGUAGCUUUUUCAGUAUGUUGCUUUUCUUGUUUCUCUUCUAAUGUGUUUAUUCCCUGUAAUUUAUGCAAGUAAUGGGUAAAUAGACACCUACAAACCCGUGGGAGAUAUCCCAAUUUUGGCUUUGUAUGUUUUACAGCUCAAGAUUAUACAGUUUAGGGAGAUUCAUCAGUAGUUAGUAGUUA